This is a messenger RNA of Choloepus didactylus (southern two-toed sloth), 4863 nucleotides long. RefSeq names its product arylsulfatase B (gene ARSB). The record is from RefSeq and is a predicted model, not a curated record. The coding region runs from base 188 to 1804 and encodes 538 amino acids. NCBI's taxonomy places the organism in Eukaryota, Metazoa, Chordata, Mammalia, Pilosa, Megalonychidae. The transcript has 8 exons.
CCCCGCCACACGGGCCGAAGUUCAGGGGCAGAGAUGGCGGGGCUCCGGCGCUGGGCCCCUCCAGCCCGCUAGCGGACCGCUGGGGGUGGAAGUCCCGCUCCGGGGCGGGGCAGGCCUGGGUCGCCCAGUUCCUGAUUCUAUAAACGGUGCCGGGGGCUGGCGGGGCCACAGGAGCCGGGGCUGUGGGAUGCGAAGGAUGGGCCCGCGCUGCGCGGCGAGUCUGCUCCGAGGCCCCAGCCCGCAGCGGCCGCUCCUCUCCACUGUCCUCCCGCUGCUUUUGCUGCUGCUGCUGCUGCUGCCGCUGCCGGGGUCGAGCACCACAACCGGCCGGCCGCCCCACCUGGUCUUCGUGCUGGCGGACGACCUGGGCUGGAACGACGUGGGCUUCCACGGCUCCGGCAUCCACACGCCGCAACUGGACGCGCUGGCCGCUGGCGGGGUGCUCCUGGACAACUACUACACGCAACCGCUGUGCACGCCGUCGCGGAGCCAGCUGCUCACCGGCCGGUACCAGAUCCAUACAGGUUUACAGCACCAAAUAAUCUGGCCUUGCCAGCCCAGCUGUGUUCCUCUGGAUGAAAAACUCCUGCCCCAGCUUCUGAAAGAAGCAGGCUAUACUACCCACAUGGUUGGAAAAUGGCACCUGGGAAUGUACCGGAAAGAAUGCCUUCCAACCCGCCGAGGAUUUGACACCUACUUUGGAUAUCUCCUGGGUAGUGAAGAUUACUAUUCCCAUGAGCGUUGUACUUUAAUCGAGGCCCUGAAUGUCACACGAUGUGCUCUUGAUUUUCGAGAUGGUGAAGAAGUUGCAGCAGGAUAUAAAAAUAUGUAUUCAACAAACAUAUUUACUGAAAGGGCUGCAGCCCUAAUAGCAAGUCAUCCACCAGACAAGCCUCUAUUUCUCUACCUUGCUCUCCAGUCUGUGCAUGAGCCUCUUCAGGUCCCUGAGGAAUACCUGAAGCAAUAUGACUUCAUCCAAGAUAAGAACAGGCGACACUAUGCAGGAAUGGUGUCCCUUAUGGAUGAAGCGGUGGGAAAUGUUACUGCAGCUUUAAAAAGCCACGGGCUCUGGAAAAACACGGUGUUCAUCUUCUCCACAGAUAAUGGAGGGCAGACUUUGGCAGGGGGCAAUAACUGGCCCCUUCGAGGAAGAAAAUGGAGCCUGUGGGAAGGAGGUGUUCGAGGGGUGGGCUUUGUAGCAAGCCCUCUGCUGAAACAGAAGGGUGUGAAAAACCGGGAGCUCAUCCACAUUUCCGACUGGCUGCCGACUCUCGUGAAGCUGGCUGGGGGACACACAAAUGGCACCAAGCCCCUGGAUGGCUUCAACAUGUGGAAAACCAUCAGUGAAGGAAGCCCGUCACCAAGAAUGGAGCUGCUGCAUAACAUCGACCCGAAUUUCGUAGACUCUGCACCCUGUCCUGGGAACAGCACGGCUCCGGCAAAAGACGGUUCUUCUCUUCCAGAAUUUUCAGCCUUCAACACAUCUGUCCAUGCUGCAAUUAGACACAGAAACUGGAAACUCCUGACGGGCUACCCAGGCUGUGGUUACUGGUUUCCACCACCAUCUCAAUCUAAUGUUUCUGAGAUACCAUCAAUGGACCCACCAACCAAAACCCUCUGGCUCUUCGAUAUUGAUAAGGACCCGGAAGAAAGACAUGACCUGUCAGGAGAACACCCUCAUAUUGUGGAAAGGCUCCUUUCCCGCCUGCAGUUCUACCAUAAACACUCAGUGCCUGUGUACUUCCCCCCGCAGGAUCCCCGCUGUGAUCCAGCCAGCACUGGGGUUUGGGGCCCUUGGAUGUAGGAUUCAGGCAUCUUGGGAAGGUUAGAAAACCCUUCUGUUGCAAGUUGGUCCUCGUGUGACUCUCAUUUGUUUCCCAACCUGGGCUCACCUGGCCCUUUUCCUGUUCCUAAACCACACAGAGGUGUCUAAUUUCAACCCCUCAUGCAUUGAAAAAGUGGAUAAUACCUGGAACACUCCUGCUGUUGGCUGGGGCAUGUGUCUGGAGGAGAGGGUGGCCAGGUUCAUCUCCUUUUUUCCUAGGCUGUGGACAGCUGGGAACUUGACUUGCAAUAAGAGGUUCUGAGUCCUGGAGGCUGGAGCAGCUGGCUCUUUUUCCCUCACAAGUCAGACGUUCCAUUUCCCUUCUGCCAGUUGCAUGGUUUUAUUGGAGUGACUCACAUUUCUUGUAACUAAACAAAGAGAGCAGAUAGUUUUUAAUGGGUAUGUUGGCCAUGGCUUCUCCCUGUCUGUGAGAAAUCAUAUUCAGACAUUCCACGUGAAUAACCCUCCUUGGAUUGCACCUGCUCGCUCAUCCCAUCACAUAGUAUGAGGCCCAUUUCAUUGUUAGGGUCAACAAAGCAAUUAUGCCUCAGCCUUGGUUUUGGUUUUUACAAUAAAGAAUGUUUUUUACCCCAAGUUUACCCCCAACCGCCUGGCUGUUGCUCAUUUUGUCUAGACUUCCUGCCAUCCAACUCCCCUGCAGCACUUUUCCUACCUUCCUUUUGGCUCAGGUGUCCUGCACCCAGAAAGGCUGCUAUGCCUGUCUACUUUGAGCACCACUGAUUUGGGGAACACUGCUGAGCCCUGCCUUCCUUUUGACCCUAAUAAACCAUGUGACUGUGGCACCAACCCUGUUGCUGAAGCUAGAGCCCUGCCCAGAGACGGUGGUCGAGUCUGGCUUUGUGAGCCUGCUUGUGGUGGACAUAGACAGACCUGGAUAUGUCAUGCUCACUUCUGUGUCAUUGGCACAGUGAGGUUUUUUCCCUGAGUUGCAUGGAGUGUCUUUCAUGACUGUGGCUUUAUCUCAUAAUAUAUUGAGUGGAACCGCUGUUCCCUAGCAGUGAAGCAAACCCCCAGGAUAUUUACAAUUUUGCCAUUAAAUGGUGGAAGUGGGCAGUUUGAAAAAGGAAACGGCCAGUGUCCGGGAUACUGGGCCUUGGAAAGCAAAGGAAGCCACAUCUACAUUUGUUUUAUUCUCUCAGUUUUCCUACCUUUGAGUUUCCAGGGUUGGAAAAAGAGGAUGUAGUUUGACCUGCCCACCCAUUUCAGUACAGUUCUGUCCCACUAACAAGGAUCAAUCCAGAUUUGCUUCAGAGUAUGUCAAACUCAGAGAAAUGCAUGCAAAAACAAUGUUCUACACCUUCUGCAUUAGCUGCACUGUUUUGUUCACUGCUUGUAAUCAAUGCCUAGAACAAUGUCUAGUACAUAGAAAACACUCAAAAAACAUUUUUUAAUGAGUGAAUGACUAGAUGGACAAAUGACAAAAUGAGAAGUCUCAUACAAUGGAAGAUGCUAGACCAAUGAGCUGAAUAUAGGGAUCCUACAAAUGUCCUUCAACUACCAUUUUCUGUUGUCAAGCUGCCCUCCUUGGGUAGGAGCAUAGUCAGAAUGUCUGGGCAGUUGUAGGACACUCCGUAGCAAGACUGUAAUGUCCUCUUCUGGGAGGAAAAAAGAAAUAUGCCCACGGUCUUAGUUUCCAAGCUGUUAUGACAAAUACCACGCAAUGGAUUUGCUUAACAACAGGAAUUUAUUGGCCCACGGUUUCAGAGGCUAGAAGGCUUGCUCCUCUUGGGGUAGCAUUCUGGCUUGCUGGCAGUCCUUGGGUUCCUUGGCUUUCCUGUCACCUGGAAUGUCCUCUCCUUUCUGUUCCAGGUUUGGUUGAUCUCCUGCUCCCAACUCCUCCAUGUGGCUUUCUCUUCCAUUUCCAAUUUCCAUUGCUUAUAAGGACUUCAGCCGUAUUGGAUUAAGGCCCACCCUCAUUCAGUUUGGGUACACCUUAACUAAUAAUAACAUCUUCAAAGGUUAUAUUUGCAAAUGGGUUCACACCCACAGGACUAGGGGUUAGGACCUGAGCCUGUCUUAUAUGAGGGACAUAGUUCAGUCCCUGACACUGAACAAAGGUAAUAUCUUGCCUUCUUUCUUCUAGGAGGCAAGGAAUGAAAACAUCAAAUACUCUUCAGUUAUAUUCUUCAAAAAGUACACUAGGAGCUAAAACUAUUCAAUGAUAUCUUAUAGGCCUUUGUAAAGCUAUCCUUCAAUUCAUAGCAAUAUUUUCUCUUUACAACUAACCUGUAUUUUAAAAUAUGACUGCUGGCAGGAAAUGGUGCUAGAACUAAUGAAACCUAUUACCAGCUUAUACCCCUCUCCAGAGUUGGGAAAUACCUGGCCAAUAUGCUAUCACCUGUCACUCCCCAACCUGUGGCAGAUAUUGUGAACUGAGCCCAGUGGAUCCUUCUGGAUCCUUUUAAUCACAGGGCUGCCUGUGGCCACUAAUAUUAGAUUCAAGGACAUCACUACGUGAGAUCUAUUUGCUCUCCCUAUUGUACUCCGAACAGCAGUCUCCAUUUGAGUUCUCUUGUUGCUAUGUACAAUGCAAAUGUUGCACAGUCAAUGGAUUUCAAAGGACUUUUAAAGAUUUUUAAAUUUUUUUUAAUUUUUAAAAAUUUUUUGUAAAAAUAUUGAGAUUUAGUUUUAUCCAUAAUAGAAUGUGUGUAGAUUUUCUUAUUCUCUACAAGAAUGUGCAAAGUGUCAUAUGUUGUCAUUAGAAAUGUUAAUGUUCUUUCUUUCCAAAAUUUUUCACCUUUAGAGAAAGUUUUAUUUAAUCAUGGGCUAGUUUUAAUUUGUUACCACACGGUUGCUCCAGAUUCGGGAGACAAAAUAAAAUUAAAUUCAUCUUUUAAACUUUAUCAGUCAUGGGCUUGGAGUUUCCAUUUGGAGUAAUAAAAAAGUUCUGGAAGUAGAUAGCGGUGAUGGUUUCACAACAUUGUGAAUAUACAUAAAGCCACUGAAUUGUACACUUUAAAAUGGUAAAAUGUUGAAUUGGAUGUGUAUUUUACCACAAUAAAAAAUGUGUCAUACAA